AAAUACUCUGUGACAGAGACAGAGACAGUGGGACAGGGUGGCUGAUUGUCACGUCCGGAGGUUUCCUUCCCAGGCCCGGCCCAGGCCCUCACCAUGCCCACCCACUCCCCUGAAUCAAUUUUAGAAUACUUUGAGUAUGAUGAGUCUGCUGAAGCCUGUGAUAUGGGGGACAUCGUGGCCUUUGGGACCGUCUUCCUGUCCAUACUCUACUCCCUUGUCUUUGCCUUUGGCCUGCUGGGAAAUUUGCUGGUGGUGUUUGCCCUCACCAACAGCCGGAAGCCCAAGAGUAUCACCGACAUUUACCUCCUGAAUCUGGCCUUGUCUGAUCUGCUCUUUGUAACCACCUUACCCUUCUGGACUCACUACCUGAUAAGUGAACAAGGCCUUCACAAUGCUGUGUGCAAACUCACCACCGCCUUCUUCUUCAUCGGCUUUUUUGGAGGCAUAUUCUUCAUCACUGUCAUCAGCAUUGAUAGGUACCUGGCCAUUGUCCUGGCAGCCAACUCCAUGCACAACCGGACUGUGCAGCAUGGCGUCACCAUCAGCCUAGGUGUCUGGGCGGCAGCCAUCUUGGUGGCAGCACCUCAGUUCAUGUUCACAAAACAAAAAGAAAAUGAAUGCCUCGGUGACUACCCUGAGGUCCUGCAGGAACUCUGGCCUGUGCUCCGCAACGUGGAAGCAAAUUUGCUUGGCUUCCUGCUCCCCCUGCUCAUUAUGAGUUACUGUUACAUCAGAAUCAUGCAGACACUGUUUUCCUGUAAGAACCACAAGAAAGCCAAAGCCAUUAAACUGAUCUUUCUGGUGGUCAUCAUGUUUUUCCUCUUCUGGACACCCUACAACAUCAUGAUUUUCUUAGAGACACUUAAUCUCUAUGACUUCUUUCCCAGUUGUGACAUGAAGAGGGAUCUGAGGUUGGCCCUCAGUGUGACCGAGACAAUUGCGUUUAUCCACUGUUGCCUCAAUCCCUUUAUAUACGCAUUUGCUGGAGAGAAGUUCAGAAGAUACCUUUACCACUUGUAUAGGAAAUGUCUGGCUGUCCUGUGUGGUCGUCCUGGACACGUCAGUUUCUCCCCGACUGAAUCGCAAACGAGCAGGCGGGAAAGCAUUCUGAGCAGCAAUUUUACUCACCACACCAGUGAUGGAGAUGGGUCCAUCAUUCUCUGAAGGGAUACCCAAAGCUUUAUUCCCACAGAGAGCCUGGAGUUCCUGAGCUUGACACUGAAUAAUGAGGACAGACUCUUUUGUUUCUUACAUGCAAGAAAUGAUGA
This is a messenger RNA of Neomonachus schauinslandi (Hawaiian monk seal), 1268 nucleotides long. It is a transcript of the gene CX3CR1, whose product is annotated as C-X3-C motif chemokine receptor 1. NCBI's taxonomy places the organism in Eukaryota, Metazoa, Chordata, Mammalia, Carnivora, Phocidae. Gene Ontology annotation, biological process: chemotaxis; G protein-coupled receptor signaling pathway; immune response. The coding region runs from base 94 to 1164 and encodes 356 amino acids. The transcript is spliced from 2 exons. Gene Ontology annotation, cellular component: membrane. The record is from RefSeq and is a predicted model, not a curated record. Gene Ontology annotation, molecular function: C-X3-C chemokine receptor activity.